Molecule: messenger RNA, 1020 nt
Organism: Cucumis sativus (cucumber)
Lineage: Eukaryota; Viridiplantae; Streptophyta; Magnoliopsida; Cucurbitales; Cucurbitaceae
Product: protein LATE FLOWERING
Exons: 1
Coding region: 116-649 (177 amino acids)
Molecular function (GO): DNA-binding transcription factor activity
Source: RefSeq, a predicted model, not a curated record
UUCCCAAUUCCCUUUAUUCUUCUUAACUUCUAUUUUCCUCAUCUCUCCUCUCUACACAAGAAAAAGAAAAAUUAUAACCUCUUUUUCUUUUUCUUUUUUUAAAUUGUAUUCCAUUAUGGAAUAUGAAGAAAGCCUUUCAAAAGUAGUUGAAAUUGAAACCAACGACAACAAUAUUGUUGAAAAAGUAGUUGAAAUGGAAGAAGCCCCAUCAAGAGUUUUCCCCUGUUUGUUCUGUUCAAGAAAGUUUCAAAGCUCCCAAGCUUUAGGAGGCCAUCAAAAUGCUCAUAAGAAAGAGAGGACUGCCGCAAGGAAAGCCAAGCGAAUCUGCGAUUACUCGGUGUCACCACCAUCACCGUUCCCGGCACCGACAUCGUUGGUUUUUGCAGCUAGCCAGCAGCAACAUCAUCCAGGGCUAUUGCCACAUCCUGUUUAUAUUGCUACUCAUGGAGCUAAUCUUCAUUGUUUCCCUAAUAACCAACAAUUGUUGUAUGAAAACAUGGUUUUUUGUGGUGGGGUUUGUCCAAGCAAUAGAUAUCAUCAAGAUGAAGAAAAUUUGUUGAAUUGGGAGAGAAACAUAAAGAAAGAUCUUAGUAGGAUAAAUCAUGAUAAGGAAAAAGAGCAAAAACUUGAUCUCUCUCUCCAUUUAUAGAAGCAUUUGAGUUUACAAAGCCUUGUAGUUGUGGAGCAAGUUCUUUUUUUUUUUUUAUCUUUUCUUCUUUAUAAGAGUUGGUUUUACAAAGUUUUGAUGAUGAAUAAUCAAGUAGUUGUUUUUUGGAGGCAUUUUUGAAAUCUUUUCUUGUUAAGUUUGAUAGUCCUGCGUAUGAAGCCAAUAAAAAGUAACUUCUUCAUAAGUUUUCAAAUAUUUGAAUGAUCAAAACACACAUUUUGUCCCUAUGUUUUGGAUUUGGUAGGUAAGCUGUUUCCUAUUGUCACAUCACAUCAAUUAAGUCAAAAUAUAUGUAAUUAAUUAAUAUACUAUAAAAUUCCACAAGGGUUUAAUGAAUAAUAUUAAAGAAAUGU